Sardina pilchardus (European sardine) is the source of this 2702-nucleotide messenger RNA. Its product is annotated as synapsin-3-like. Gene Ontology annotation, cellular component: synaptic vesicle; synaptic vesicle membrane. The coding region runs from base 1 to 1752 and encodes 583 amino acids. Gene Ontology annotation, molecular function: ATP binding. The record is from RefSeq and is a predicted model, not a curated record. The transcript is spliced from 13 exons. NCBI's taxonomy places the organism in Eukaryota, Metazoa, Chordata, Actinopteri, Clupeiformes, Clupeidae. Gene Ontology annotation, biological process: neurotransmitter secretion.
AUGAACUACCUGCGCCGGCGUCUCUCGGACAGCAGCUUCGUGGCCAACCUGCCCAACGGCUACAUGAUGGACCUCCAGCGGCCGUCGCCCUCCCCGACCCCGUCCCCGCCCGCCCGCCCCAAGAGCUCCACCAGCUCCCCGGCGUCCCCCGCCACCGAGAGGCGCCAGCCGCCCUCCCUCUCGCCCCAGCCCCAGCCCCAGGCCUCCGCCGGCCCGGCCUCCUCCUCCUCCUCCUCCGCCUCCCCCGCCUCCUCCACCCCCAGCGCUCCACCCUCCGCCCCCUCCGCCCCCUCCGCACCUGCCCCGUCCGCCGGAGGCUUCCUCAGCUCCUUCUCCAGCGUGGUGAAGACGGCACAGAUCGCCAGCGCCGUCAAGGCCAAGGCCGAGGCCCAGGCGGCGCAAGCGGCCGACUCCGCCGCUGCUGCUGCUGCUCCCGCCACGCCCGCACCGCUGCCCAAACCGGCCAGCCGCAAGCCCAAGGUGCUGAUGGUCAUCGACGACCCCCACACAGACUGGGCCAAGUAUUUCCGGGGGAGGAAGCUCAAUGGAGAGUAUGAGAUCCGUGUUGAGCAGGCUGAGUUUACAGAGAUCAACUUGGCCUCCUAUGUCAACAGCGGCUGCAUGAUCGACAUGCAGGUCACAAGAGGUGGAACUAAGGUGGUCAGGACGUUCAAGCCCGACUUCGUGCUGAUCCGCCAGCACGCGUACAGCAUGACGCCCGGGGAAGACUUCCGGAGUCUGGUCAUCGGCCUGCAGUACGGGGGGGUAUCCAGCGCCAACUCCCUCCUCUCCAUCUACAACUUCUGCAGCAAGCCCUGGGUGUUUUCUCAAAUGAUCAAGAUGUACCAUAAUUUGGGACCUGAGAAGUUCCCUCUUAAUGAACAGACCUUUUACCCCAACUACUCACAGAUGCAACCCACGCCGGCGUUCCCCGUGGUCGUGAAGAUGGGUCACGCACACGCAGGCAUGGGAAAGAUUAAGGUGGAGAACCAGGAUGACUUCCAGGACAUCACCAGCGUUGUCGCUCUGGCCAAAACCUACGCCACCUCGGAGCCUUUCAUAGACUCCAAGUACGACAUCAGGAUCCAGAAGAUUGGGAACAACUACAAGGCCUACAUGAGGACGUCCAUUUCAGGUAACUGGAAGGCCAACACAGGCUCUGCCAUGCUGGAACAGAUUGCAAUGACGGACAGGUAUCGGCUGUGGGUAGACUCCUGUGCUGAGAUGUUCGGAGGUCUGGACAUUUGUGCGGUGAAGGCCGUCCAUGGAAAGGAUGGCAAUGACUACAUCAUCGAGGUGAUGGACAGCUCCAUGCCUCUGAUUGGUGAACACGUGGAGGAGGACAAACAGCUGAUCACAGAUCUGGUGGUCAACAAGAUGACCAGCGUGCUGCUUGGCAUCACCUCCCCCCAGACUACCUCAGCUACACAGCCGCAACCUCAGACAACCCAACCCAGGCGUGUCCAAGGAGGGCCCCGGUCUGCUGCAGGCUCUCCGUCCCAGUCGGCCCAGGCGUCUCCACAGCGAGCCCGAUCAGCAUCCACCUCCCCCAGCCAGGCCUUCCAGCCCGGGCCCAUCCCCGCCUCCGGCCCUGGAGCCGCCUCGCAGAAACAGCCCCCACAGCUCAAUAAGUCGCAGUCCCUGACCAACACCUUCACGGAGACGCUGCGCGGCUACACCACAGAUGACGAGGCCAAGGCCGAGACCAUCCGUAGCCUCAGGCAGUCCUUCGCCAGCCUCUUCUCAGACUAGCGGCCUGUUCCAUCGACGCCCCACCACCACCACCUCCACUCCCACCACCGCUUCCUCUCUCCCAACUCCCCGCCCCCCAAGCCAUCCCCUCCAGUCCAGGGGGGGGCAGAGGCGAGUUCAAGAUAAUAAGCACCCAGAGGGACAUUUUCACCAGGUGUGCUUGAGUUGUCAGAGCUGAAGACUCUGAAGUCACUUCCCCCCGUGACUUCCUGUUUUGGGACUCCAAAGGGAGGAGAGGAGCCCUCUGAUUGGUCAGUGGGCAGAGCAGUUGUCCGUUGAUUGGUUCUUGUUAUAUGCUUAGGUUAUGUACAUGUCUGUUUGUUUCAGUUCUGGUUUGUAGUCAGAUAUGUUAUAAGUAGUGUAAUAGUAGCGGUGUCAGUACAGUAGUUGUAGUUUUGGUGUUCAGCGUGUCGGUAGGAUUCAUAUCCUUUCAUUUCUGUGUGUACUCUCAAAAGAACACAAUAUGGCUGAAAGACCAUGAUUUCAGAAUAAUAAUAAUAAUAAUGAAAAUGGACAUCUAAUGGAAAAAAAAUAUACAGACUUUGACUUUCUUGGAAAAUGGGAUCGCUGAUUUAUACAAACCUGAUUUUCUGAGAAGGUUAUUGUCUGUGUGGAAGGCAUGCACUUUUUUUCUCCUCAAUAUAUAAAUGAAAAAUGUGUACCGAGAUAACACUAUAUGGAAACCCUUAAACCCUGAAAUGUGUUGCUGUAUUAAUCAGUUUUAAAUAAUUAGUUGCCCACUUUAUUUUGUACGUUUUUUAAUUGAUCAGUCUUCCAUCAACAAUGAAUCUUCCCUUUAUGAAGCCAAUACAGCGUAACUACUUGAGAUAUCUUGUACAUAGCUAUUAAGUGUGUCUUAGUAGGGCACUGGUAGUUAUUGUGCCUCGAUGUCUUGUAGGUCCACACCCUUGAUGAAUAUAGGGAAAUGUCAAAAAAGUUUUACAUUGAAG